Messenger RNA from Chanos chanos (milkfish), 4769 nucleotides. It is a transcript of the gene megf6b, whose product is annotated as multiple EGF-like-domains 6b. The coding region runs from base 1 to 4761 and encodes 1586 amino acids. Lineage: Eukaryota; Metazoa; Chordata; Actinopteri; Gonorynchiformes; Chanidae. The record is from RefSeq and is a predicted model, not a curated record. Gene Ontology annotation, molecular function: calcium ion binding; scavenger receptor activity; protein binding. The transcript is spliced from 38 exons.
AUGGACCUAAUUUUAACUAUUUUACUAAUCAUCGGGAUCCGUGCAACAUCCAGUCUCGGAGGGCACCUUAUGCCUUACAUGCCUAAUGUGUGCACAGAACGUGAGGUGAAGCUGGUUGUCCAGAGGCAGCCCUGUGUUCAGGCUUUCACACGCAUGGUCAAAGUUUGGAAACAGGGCUGUCUGGGACAGACAUGGUGCAUGGGCUAUGAAAGAAGGACAGCGUACUACACUGCAUACAGGCAAGUCUACCGUCAGGAUUAUCAGACUGUCUACAAAUGCUGCCCUGGAUGGUCACAACUCAAUGGGGAGGCUGGAUGCCUGUAUCCAACCUGUAGCUAUGGCAUAUGCUUCAAUGGUGGCCAGUGUCGAGAGGGAUCUGCCCAGCUCUGUGACUGUCCUCCUGGCUUCAAUGGACCCAGCUGCCAAUAUGAUGUGAAUGAGUGUGAGGAGACGAAUGGAGGUUGUGAGGCCCUCUGCUGCAACACCAUUGGAAGCUUCUACUGUAAGUGCCCCCCAGGUCAGGAGCUCAGGGAAGAUGGCAAGACCUGCCAAGAUGUCGAUGAAUGCCAGAUCCAUAACGGUGGAUGUCAACACAGAUGCGUGAACACCAGGGGCUCAUACCAUUGCCAGUGUAAUCCGGGUUACAGACUGCACGUGGAUGCACGCACCUGUCUCGCGGUUCACUCCUGCAGCAUAGGGAAUGGGGGUUGUGAACACUACUGUGUACAGCAGUCUGGUCUUCACUUCCAAUGUCGCUGUCGACCAAAUUACCAACUCGCUGAGGAUGGAAAACACUGUAAAUUGGAGAACCCAUGUGCGGAGAGGAACGGUGGCUGUAUGCAUGAGUGUCGGAGUGAUGGAGGGCAGGCUCACUGUGACUGCUACACUGGCUUCAUGCUGGCAGAGGAUGGCAAGACCUGUGAAGACAUUGACGAGUGUCAGACGGGCCAGGCAGAGUGUGCCCACGGCUGCCAUAACACCAGAGGCUCCUUCUUGUGCGUGUGUAGCGCUGCCUAUGAGCUGGGAGCAGACGGCAAGCAGUGCUAUCGGAUCGAGAUGGAAAUUGUGAACAGUUGUGAAAUAAAUAAUGGUGGUUGCUCCCACCAUUGCCAGCACUCAAGCAAUGGCCCGGUGUGCAGCUGUAAUCAGGGUUAUCAGCUGGACGACGACCUCAAGACCUGUGUUGAUUUGGAUGAGUGUGGAGAUCAGAGCUCUUGCUGUGAGCAGGACUGCACAAACUACCCGGGUGGUUACGAGUGUAACUGUGCAGCUGGCUAUCGACUCAACUCUGAUGGGUGUAGCUGUGAUGAUAUAGAUGAAUGUCUGGCUAAAAAUGGGGAUUGUGAUCACACGUGCCAGAACACUGCAGGCUCCUUCCAGUGUUUCUGCAGACGUGGAUAUCGACUGGAUGAAGACCGCCACUCCUGCAUCCUGCUGGAGAACACCGUGGAGGCCUUGAGCAGUGGUCAGUACGUGGACAGGACUCUCCCUCAGCCUGAGCUGACACUGCUGCAGGACUAUGAGCAGCCACUGGAGCGCUAUGAUGACUAUGAGGAGGAUGCUGGUGAACUGCGUGCGGAGAGCUCACUGGCUGAGAAAUUCGUGUGCCUAAAUAAUUCAUUUGGCUUUGACUGUAGUCUGACCUGUGAGAACUGCGCUAAUAGUGGAGUGUGUAACACACACAAAAAUGGCUGUGAUUGCUCAGACGGCUGGACAGGGAUCAUCUGCAACCAAACUUGUCCUGAGGGCUGGUUUGGGAAGAACUGCUCUUUUAGCUGUAAAUGCAAGAAUGGAGGCAUUUGUGAUCCAGUGACAGGAAGCUGCCGUUGUCCACCAGGGGUCAGUGGAGACCUUUGUCAAGAUGGCUGCCCUAAAGGUUUUUAUGGAAAACUGUGCAAUAAGAAAUGUAACUGUGCCAACAAUGGCCGCUGUCACCGUACCUACGGAGCCUGUCUGUGUGACCCUGGGCUCUACGGGAGGUUUUGCCACUUACCAUGCCCAAAGUGGGCGUUUGGACCCGGCUGCUCUGAGGAAUGUCAGUGUGUCCAGCAGAACACUCUAGAAUGUCACCGUCGUCAUGGCACCUGCAUCUGCAAACCCGGUUACCAAGGCGACACUUGCAAAGAAGAGUGUAAUGCAGGUUUCUAUGGCACUGGCUGUGAAAAGAAGUGUGAAUGUCCACCAGGAGUGAUUUGCAAUCAUGUAACUGGGGCGUGUCAGCGGCAGUGCCCGGCUGGCAAACAGGGAGAAAACUGUGAUGAGGAAUGUCCGGAUGGAAAAUACGGAGCUGGCUGCCUCCAGACAUGUGACUGUACAGGAGCCUCAUGUAAUAAAGUAACUGGCCAGUGCAUCUGCCCUGCUGGGAAACUGGGAAAACAUUGUGAGAAAGAGUGUGCUGAUGGGUUCUGGGGUCUGGACUGUAAGGAGAGGUGUCCUAUGUGUGAGAAUGGAGGCCUGUGUGACAAGCAUAAUGGCACCUGCCACUGUCCUCCUGGAUACAUGGGCAGACUCUGCCAGAAUGUAUGUCCCACAGGACGCUUUGGUCAGGGUUGCCAGCUGCGGUGUGUGUGUGAAAACAGUGGACGAUGCCACCCUGUCACUGGUCGGUGUACCUGCGCACCUGGCUGGACAGGACAUAACUGCAGAAAAGCGUGUGAUGCGGGGCACUGGGGCCCAGACUGCGCCCUGGCGUGUGACUGCCGGAAUAGCGAUGGGAGCUGUGAUGCUAUGACGGGCCAGUGUAACUGUGAGGCGGGCUUUACAGGCACACGCUGUGACCAGAAAUGCCCAUCUGGUUCUUUUGGCCUGGGCUGUCGGCACAGAUGCCAGUGUGACAAUGGGGCAUCAUGUGACCACGUGAGCGGAGCCUGUACCUGUAAGGUGGGCUGGAUCGGCACUUUCUGUGAGAAACCUUGCCCCCACGGUUUCUACGGUCUAGACUGUCAGCAGAAGUGCGUGUGUCUGAAUGGAGGUCGCUGUAACCACAUCACAGGUGACUGCCAGUGCCCAGCUGGUUGGCAUGGUCCACAGUGUGACCUGACAUGCCCUGUUGGAUUCUAUGGUAAAGGCUGUAAUCAAACCUGUGCUUGCCAGAACAAUGCAAGCUGCCAUGCAGUGAGCGGCCAGUGUGUUUGCGCUCCAGGCUGGACUGGGCCGAACUGUACGCAGGAAUGCUCAGCGGGUUUCUACGGGGUGGGCUGCGGUCAGCGUUGUCUGUGCCAGAACGGAGGGACGUGUGACCGUGUGAGUGGACGCUGCCUGUGCCCCAGUGGCUGGACAGGCACAGUGUGUGAGCUGGAGUGCGCUGCCGGCCGGUUCGGAGCAGACUGCCAGCACAGGUGUGUGUGUGAGAAUGGAGGCCAGUGUGACAGACAGACGGGCCAGUGUGUUUGUCGCCCUGGCUGGGUGGGAGAACAUUGUGAAAAAGCAUGUGUGCCGGGGCGGUUUGGAGCAGGGUGUGAGGAAUGGUGUCAGUGUAAACAUGGUGCAACCUGUGACCACAUAACUGGAGCCUGUAUGUGCCCUCCAGGCUGGAGAGGUCAACACUGUGACAAAGCCUGUUUGCCUGGUAGUUAUGGGGAAGGCUGUAUGCAGCGCUGCAGCUGUCCUCUGGGCAUCUCCUGUCACCACGUCACCGGGGAGUGUGGCUGUCCCCCGGGCUUCACCGGCAACGGCUGUGAGCAGACCUGUCUGCCUGGCACCUACGGCGUUAACUGCAACCAGGUGUGCCAAUGCUCAGAGAAGAACCAGCUGUGCCACCCAGUGACCGGACUCUGUUACUGUGCGCCCGGCUUCAGGGGACCACAGUGUAAUAUGGAGUGUGAGAGCGGACGCUAUGGGCCAGAUUGUGACCGUCGAUGCCAGUGUCAAAAUGGUGGUGUGUGCCAGCCCAGCACUGGCACCUGUGAGUGCCAAGCUGGCUUCAUAGGAGCGCACUGUAACAUCACAUGUCCAGCUGGUCGUUAUGGACCUGACUGUGCCCUCAUGGCUCUGUGUGGAGAGGGCUCAAGAAAUGAUCCAUUCACUGGCAAAUGCGUGUGCUCGCCUGGGCAUCGUUGUGCUCCCGGCUGGUUUGGAGAGAACUGUUCUCAACGUUGUAACUGCAGUAAUGGAGGGCGAUGUGACUCUGUCUCUGGGAACUGUACGUGUGGCCUGGGCUGGACUGGUCCUUACUGUGACAGAGAGUGCCCUCAGGGCAGGUAUGGCCCAAACUGUGGGCUAGAGUGUGACUGUCAGAACAACAGCACCUGUGACAGAAUGACUGGCACCUGUCACUGUCAACCUGGCUAUUAUGGACAUCGCUGUGAACACGUUUGCCCGCCGGGUCUGUAUGGGCUCAGAUGCCAGCUGCACUGUGACUGUCUGAACAGUGCCCUGUGCCAUCCCAGUACUGGCCACUGUAUCUGCCCUGCAGGCUUCCAGGGCCGUCGCUGUGAAACAGGGUGUAAACAGGGCACGUUUGGACAAAACUGUUCUCAGACAUGUGACUGUGCUGAAGGGACGCCAUGUGACCCUUUGAACGGUAGAUGUCUGUGCUCCUCAGGGAAGACUGGAGCCAGGUGUGAUACUGACUGCAGAAUAAACCACUACGGUCCAGACUGCGCUCUGGGCUGCGAAUGUGAGAAUGGUGCCCAGUGUGACAGUAGGAAUGGUCGAUGCACCUGUCUUCAUGGCUGGUUUGGACUCACUUGCCAAGAGGGUGGGCCCCCACAGCAUCUUCACAGAAGAAAGGACCAAUCACAGCCAGACAACUCUUUAUAGCAGUGCUG